AUGGGGCUCAUGCAGGGCGUGCAGCUCUGUAUGGCUUACGAGGACUAUUUGAAACGAAGAGCGCGAUCUCUUGAUGUCGAGUCAAACUUGUCGGAGUUCAGAGUGCCCGCGAUGAUGCCGGCCAGAUUCCAUAGCAAGGCGAUGGACGGCUUGCUGGAAGGUUCCGUGUUUGCGUACGUGUCGAUGUAUGCAUUGAUCAAAGACCGCUGGGCAGAGCCGCAAUUCAAUCCUGUGCAGCUUCAGACAGAGGCCUGGUACACGCCGUGCCUGUACAUAGGUGCUUUCUGCAGCAUCCUCAAUGUGGGCCUUGCUUUGGUUGAGAUCGACCAUCGAACAUCUGCAUGUGUUCAAAACGUGCUCGACGAGUCUGCUCUUGCGUCUUCCAGACAUCUGGCGUUUCGUGCAGCAGAGUUCUCCAUGCGACUGCUGACAAUGCUGGCUUUCUGCACGUUCAUGCGUCCACUGCAUUAUUGGUGGAUAGCUUACGUUUUGGUCGCUGCUGACUACUUGUUCGGCGUGGCGCUUCUGGUUGUUCUUGGUGGCCGUGACCCAGUGCGCGAGGCAUCGGUGGUCUUGGGUGUGCCCCUCUUCAUGGUGAACAUCAUGCAGUUCGUGGACGCACCUGGAAUGAGUCUCCAGGCUCGCCAAAUUUCGGAGAUCAUGUUUCCGCUGAGAACAGCAGAGCUGAUUGGGGUGCUGCUUUUCUGUGUUCUAUGUCCUGCACAAAUCCAGGUGGUGGGCCGUCCCGGCGAGGAGCUCAGCAUGCUCUCCUUCGUGCUGGACUUGCAUCCCUCGUGGGCCGUUUGCUGGGCUGUGAGCGUAGUCAUCUACUACCUGCUCUUUGCGACCUAUGCUUCAAGGACGAAGCCCGGAGCAGAUCUCCACAGUGCAGUAGCAUACGGUGAAGUGGAUGUCCUUCGCAAGUUGCUGCGAAGCUCGGAGCUCGUGCUCGAUAUUUCUCGUUUUGGCCCGGAUGGACGGAAUCCGUUGCACUUGGCAGCGCGAAGGGGUCAGGUGGAAUGCAUGAAGCUGCUGGUGGAGGAAAAAGCAGAUUUGCAGGCUCGGACUGGAAACAAAAAGCAGCACACGGCCCUGCAUCUUGCUGCAAUGAACAAGGCUCCAGAUGCGGUGCGAUUCCUUUGUCAAGUUUGCAGAGGCAAUGCGCAAGUGAUUAAUGCUGGAAAUGCGGAUGGAGACACUCCGAUUCACAUCGCAGCCAGAUUUCACAACGUUGAGGUGCUUCGGGAGCUGUUGCGGCAUCCUGGAGUGGACGUCAGGAAGCUGAACAAGCAAGGGCUGGCGGCUGCUGAAUGCGCCCCGUCCGACAAGUUUAGCUUCGACCACGACAGUGCGGAGUGUGCCAUAGCCGACAUGCUGCGAGAUGCGGAGGCCACAAGCAGACAAGCUCCCAGAGGCACUGCCACGUCGGAGACAGCGAGGACGACGUUAGCCCAGGAAGCGCUGGAAUUGUCCAGCUUGGCAGGCAACAGGCCAUCAAGCGGCGCCGUGCCGACGAAGGGAGUGGAGCCACUGGAGCAGGUCGUGCCUGACGAAGAGGACCCCAGGCCAGAGAAGUCGCAGAAUGUACCGUUGAUGUCUGUGUCGCGAGAGGCCGAGCAGAACUUCCUCAGGGUCACGCAGGGUUCCGGCAUGCAGCUGUCGGUCGAUGCCCCGAUGGCGGUCACGAACUGUGGCCUCUCAUCGUUCAUGCUGAGUGCUGGUCUCGGGGCUGUCAGCAGAUUCUUCCUGGGGUCGAUCGCAGAAGAUUCCGACAAAGGCUUCAAUGGCUCGGCGGAAUCGCCAUCGGUUAGCAUCGAGGACUUCGCAGAGAUGCGCAUGCUUGGCGAAGGAGCAUUUGGCAAGGUUGUCCUUGUGCGACACAAGGAGACGGGCGAACUCUACGCAAUGAAGACAAUGGACAAGGCAAAGUUCAAGGCACAAAAAAUCACAAGCAAAGCUCAGAGCGAGCAAUUCAUAUUGAGAACGACAAGGCACCCCUUCAUAGUGCAGCUGCACUUCGCCUUUCAGUGCUCAUACUUCUGGGCACUUGUCAUGGACUUCUGCCCUAACGGAGACCUCCAGGGCUGUCUCAUGAAGUACGGCCUGCCUGGACUCCGCCUGGAGGACGCAGCACGGUUUGCUGGAGAGGUGCUUCUUGCGCUGGAGCAUCUUCACGGCAUCCGUGUUAUCUUUCGUGAUCUCAAACUGGAGAACGUCGUCAUCGACUCCAACUUCCGAGCCAAGGUCACAGACUUUGGCUUGGCCAAGAAGCUGUAUGCUGGAAGUGAUGCAAACACGAUGUGUGGAUCGUAUGGGUAUGCGGCGCCGGAGAUCAUGUUGAACACUGGCAGAUACACCUACGCCGUGGAUCUUUAUUCCUACGGGGUGAUGCUGUACAUGCUUGUGAGCGGCGGUGAGACAUCACAACGAAGUCCUGCGGCGAAGACUCGACUGCCUCCAAAGACCCAUGGGCAACUGAAGAAAAAGCUCAGAGAUUCGGAGAAGGACAUCUCGCUGAUGUGGGCCAGGCCAGCAUCAGCCGUGCUGCCGCUUCUCAAGACGCUGACUUCAGAGAACCCCAUGGAGCGCACAAGCUCGACAACGCUCAAGUCCAACACCUUCUUUGCCAAGUACUUACCUGGGCCGGUAGAGGCUCUUCUGGAAGAGAGGAAAUAUCCUCCUCCCCAGCAGUGA
Messenger RNA from Symbiodinium sp. CCMP2592, 2694 nucleotides. NCBI's taxonomy places the organism in Eukaryota, Dinophyceae, Suessiales, Symbiodiniaceae. The record is from the annotation of a GenBank genome assembly.